Molecule: messenger RNA, 1137 nt
Organism: Anthonomus grandis grandis
Lineage: Eukaryota; Metazoa; Arthropoda; Insecta; Coleoptera; Curculionidae
Product: homeobox protein TGIF2LX-like
Exons: 5
Coding region: 94-1074 (326 amino acids)
Biological process (GO): regulation of transcription by RNA polymerase II
Molecular function (GO): RNA polymerase II cis-regulatory region sequence-specific DNA binding; DNA-binding transcription factor activity, RNA polymerase II-specific
Source: RefSeq, a predicted model, not a curated record
UUUUGUUUUUUAAAGUAAACAACCCGCCGUUUUAGGAUUCGGGGGGGGUCGCGUCUUUUUUUCUGUUCAUCGUUAAUUCACCGGUCGGAAAAAAUGAAUUUUAGCCAAAAUCUUAACGGAAACAUCAACCAGAACUAUAACAGUUUAUUCACCACGUCCGGAGGGUACCCGGAGAACAGUAGCAGCGACGAGAACGACUCUGGAUCCGAACACGACGAGGAUAACCUGAGACAGGUCAGUUAUGAAGUCCCGAUGCAUCAGAACAUGAUGAGCCACCAGAACCCCAACAUGUCGGGAAUGGGCAUGGGUAACAUGGGAAUGGGUUUGACCCCAGUACGUAAACGUAGGGGGAAUUUACCGAAACACGCGGUAAAAAUCUUAAAGAGGUGGCUAUACGAGCACCGUUACAACGCUUAUCCCAGCGACGCCGAAAAGUUGACGUUGUCCCAAGAAGCCGGUUUAACCGUGUUACAGGUGUGCAAUUGGUUUAUCAAUGCCAGAAGGAGGAUUUUGCCGGAAAUGAUUAGGAGAGAAGGCCACGACCCGUUGAACUACACGAUCUCCAGAAGGGGAAAGAAAUUGAACGUGGCCAGUAUGGCGGCCGACCAGGGACGUGUCGGUUGGGCCGACGAAUACGAAUAUCCGGGCGCGAAAAGGAUGCGCAUGAACCAAGAGUACGACGACAGCAUGACCCUGUUUUAUCGUUCCGAAGCGGAAGAGGAGUACGAGGAGUCGAGCCACGACGAAGAGGAAAAAUUUAAUGCGACUUGGGCUCCCGGUAGCGCCCCCGUUCAGUACGCCGACGGUCCAUUGACCUCCGAACACAUUUACGUUAAUAAUAAGGCCUAUGAUGAUGGUACUUAUGGGCAACAGCAACAAUUGGUGCAGCCGUCACCGGUACCGAAAGUGCAAGUGGUGCCGGCCAAUCAGAUCGAACCCGAUCCCCUAAUGAGCGAGACGGACGGCGAAGAAAAGGACGGAAAGUUUAAGUGCCUGUAUUUGCUAGUGGAGACCGCCGUCGCCGUCAGACAGAGAGAGAAGGAACAAGAUAUCGCUCCCGUAUUUUUAAAUUGAACGUUUUACUACUUUUGAAUUGUUUAUUAUUUCUCUAAGAAAUAAAGUGUUGUCGUUAAUAAA